Marasmius oreades (fairy-ring Marasmius) is the source of this 1581-nucleotide messenger RNA. RefSeq lists its product as uncharacterized. Gene Ontology annotation, molecular function: flavin adenine dinucleotide binding; N,N-dimethylaniline monooxygenase activity; NADP binding. The record is from RefSeq and is a predicted model, not a curated record. The transcript has 3 exons. Lineage: Eukaryota; Fungi; Basidiomycota; Agaricomycetes; Agaricales; Marasmiaceae. The coding region runs from base 1 to 1581 and encodes 526 amino acids.
AUGUCACUAUUAUGUGACAUAUUAUCCGGUUGUUAUCCGCUAGUCCCUAUCGCCUAUCGACACCCAUCACCGUCCAGCCAUCAUGGCGGUGAUAAACAGGAAGAAAAAUCAUCGGUCAAUACACCCCUCAAACUUGAAGGAACAGCAUGUUUGCAUAGCGAUUUCAUGUUGGCAAGCUGCUCAGGAAUGACACGGAAGCGCAUAUGUAUAAUCGGGGCGGGUCCUGCUGGCUUAGCUGCUCUCAAAGUCGUUCUCGACAGUCCUCAUUACAAGGCGGGGAAAUGGGAAGUCGUUUGUUUUGAGGCUAGGGAGGGUGUUGGGGGUAUAUGGAAUCCCGCUGAACCGCUCGAUGACGACCCACCGUUGACUCCCUUAUACGAUUCUCUGACAACCAAUAUACCUCAUCCAGUCAUGGCAUACACGAGCUACCCAUUUCCUCCCUCUACCCCCAUCUUCCCACCCGCUUCAACUGUUCGGACGUACUUGGAAGGAUACACUUCCCAAUUCAACCUCUCUCCAUGUAUCCACUUUAACCAAACCGUAGACGACGUGUCAUGGCUGAAAUCUCAGUCCCUCUGGAAAGUCAGACUACGCAGUGGCGUUACAAACCAUUUCGAGGCCGUCGUCGUAGCAAACGGACAUUUUCGCAAGCCACGUUAUCCAUCGGAAGUGGAUGGUCUAUCCGAUUGGCUUCGAUCAGGUCGCGCUAUUCACUCGGCUUGGUACCGACGACCAUCGGGUUUGGGUGAUCAGGUUCACAGGGUCCUAGUGGUUGGUAAUGGUCCGAGUGGUCAGGAUAUUGUUACGGACCUGCUACAGCAGCACUUCACGGUCUUUCACUCUAUACAGGGCACUCGUCGGGAAGAUGCAGGUUUACUUAAUAAACGAGGGAGUGUCGUUCAGCUCAAAGACAAAAAAGAAGUAGCUUUUGAGGACGGGACGGUCGAAACGGACAUCGACUUGUGUAUCUUCGCCACAGGGUACGAAAUGUCGUUUCCGUUUUUCUCCAGUACCAUCUUGAACACUGUCCGGGCUUCUGCCUCCCACCCCAUCAAGUUUCCUCCCAAAGGCACACUUUGGAAUUCUACCUAUCAUGUCUAUCCUCUCGCAAAACACAUUUUCCCCAUGGGAUGCGAGUUUCCCCCGGGUAGUCUGGCAUUCAUGGGACUCAUCCUUCGGGGUACACCUCUAUCACUUUUUGAAGCCCAAGCUCACGCCAUCGUCAAAGUCUUUUCUCAGCCAGACAGCUUGAACAUGAAGGAAGAGGAACGCAUUAUUCAGGCUUGUCGCCAGCAGCUUGGUCCAGAUGAACUGGUUAUCUCCCAGUUAUGGCACAAGCUCACCGAGCCAGAAUCGUUCAAAUAUCGGGACGGUCUUUACAAAUUCGCCGAGCUUGAUGUCCAUGUGGAGGACUGGGAGAGGGAUAUGUGGUUUUACAAAGUAGAGCUAAGGAGGCAAUGGCAGACACUGGUACAACGAAAGCAAGCAGAGCAAUGGAUACGCGGGGUUGGCAAAGCAGGAAAGCGAGAGUGGAUAUCGUUGCUAAAGAGAAUAUUGACGGAAGCCGGGAUAACUUUAUAG